AGGCGGGCAGCGAGGCAGCUUCCCCCUUGCAGCUGGCGCCCGCAGCCCAAGAGCGGCCGCCGCCGCGUGCUAGCGGCGGUGGCGAUCGGCAGCAACAGCAGCAGGAGCAAGAGCAGCAACAGCAGCAGCAGCAGCAGCAGCAGCAGCAGCAGCAGCAGCAGCAGCAGCAGCAGCAGCAUCACAGAGCGCGACAACGCGAGGAACAGCAGCAGCAGCAGCAAGACCAUGCAGGGGUGGAGUUGAAGCCAGUUCGGGCCAACCCAUUCCUAGGGGUCGACCAUUUGCUUGCCAACACCCGGCGACCGCUGGUGAAAGCACGCCCAGGGGUCAGCAGCAGCAACGGCGACGGCGCCGGCAGCGGCAGCAGCGGCAAAAGCGGCGGAGUUGGCAAGGGCGGCAGCACGAAUUUGGAGAGCAACGAUGGCUUUAGCAGCGGCGAGCGCGCCACGAUCCCGACAAGCAGCGCCGGCGCAGAGGACGCGUCUCCCGGAUGA
Messenger RNA from Monoraphidium neglectum, 494 nucleotides. RefSeq lists its product as hypothetical. The transcript has a single exon. The record is from RefSeq and is a predicted model, not a curated record. The annotation marks the transcript as partial. Lineage: Eukaryota; Viridiplantae; Chlorophyta; Chlorophyceae; Sphaeropleales; Selenastraceae.